CCACAGUAAGCUAAACUAAACUAAGUCCCUCACAAUCACAACUUCCAAGUCCUUUUCCAUUUCUCAUUUUCUCUCAUAUAGUUAAGGAAUAAAAUGGGUGCCAAAGUUAGAAUGUUUGUUUUUCUAAUGUUGUUUGCAUUAUGUUCAGCCAUUAAUCCAAGCAAGCAGAGAAAGCAAUAUAAACCUUGCAAAAACAUGGUCCUUUAUUUUCAUGACAUAAUUUACAAUGGAAUGAAUGAAGCAAAUGCAACAUCUUCAAUAGUAGCAGCUCCACAAGGUGCUAAUUUAACAAAAUUAGCAACUCAAUUCCACUUUGGUAACAUAGCUGUUUUUGAUGAUCCAAUCACAUUGGAUAACAACCUUCAUUCAAAACCAAUUGGAAGAGCACAAGGUUUUUACAUUUAUGAUACAAAAAACACUUACACUUCUUGGCUUGGUUUCACAUUUGUUCUUAAUAGCACUCAAUAUGAAGGAACCAUUACUUUUGCUGGUGCUGACCCAAUUUUGAAGAAAACUAGAGAUAUCUCUGUUACUGGUGGAACUGGUGAUUUCUUUAUGCAUAGAGGAAUUGCUACUAUUAUGACUGAUGCAUUUGAAGGUGAAGUUUAUUUUCGACUUCGUGUUGAUAUUAACUUCUUUGAGUGUUGGUGAUUUAUAAAAUUAACUACCAAGUGCUAAAAAGAAACAUAAAUGUUUGAGGAGUUAAUGUCCCUCACUUUAAUUUAAUCAAGUGUAAUGUUGAAGACCAAAGUUACCACUUUAAUGUGUGCUUUUAGUCCACAAUAAAGUAUCAUCAAUAAGUUAUCAACUUGUACUCCUUUUCCCUCUAUGAUUAUGAUCAAUAAAUUAAGAUCAUUUUAAUAAACGAUUUUAUACAA
Molecule: messenger RNA, 878 nt
Organism: Cicer arietinum (chickpea)
Lineage: Eukaryota; Viridiplantae; Streptophyta; Magnoliopsida; Fabales; Fabaceae
Product: disease resistance response protein 206
Source: RefSeq, a predicted model, not a curated record